AUGGCGGCGAACCUCGAGGACGUGCCGUCGGUGGAUCUCAUCACCGAGGUGCUCCGCCGCGCCAAGUGCAGCUCCAAGCCCGACAAGCGCAUCAUCCUCGUCGAUUGCUCUAUGCUCGGGCAAUAUGACAAUGUGACAUGUAUGAAUUCUGUAGGUCCACCUGGCUCUGGAAAGGGUACGCAGUCGCCCCUUAUUAAGGAUGAAUACUGCUUGUGCCAUUUAGCCACUGGUGAUAUGCUGAGAGCUGCUGUUGCUGCUAAGACUCCUCUGGGGAUCAAGGCUAAAGAAGCUAUGAACAAGGGAGAGCUUGUUUCAGAUGACUUGGUUGUUGGGAUUAUCGAUGAAGCCAUGAAGAAACCCUCAUGCCAGAAGGGUUUUAUCCUUGAUGGCUUCCCUAGAACUGUUGUUCAAGCACAAAAGCUUGAUGACAUGCUGGCAAAGCAAGGCGCUAAAGUUGACAAGGUUUUGAACUUCGCAAUUGAUGAUGCAAUAUUGGAAGAACGAAUUACUGGCCGCUGGAUACACCCAUCGAGUGGCAGAUCUUACCAUACAAAGUUUGCUCCUCCGAAGACUCCUGGAGUUGAUGAUGUUACCGGAGAGCCCUUGAUUCAAAGGAAAGAUGACACAGCUGCGGUUUUAAAGUCAAGGCUUGAGGCUUUCCAUAUGCAAACCGAACCUGUGAUUGACUACUACUCCAAGAAUGGCUUGGUGGCAAAUCUUCAUGCGGAGAAACCACCAAAGGAAGUGACCGUUGAGGUGCAGAAAGCCCUUUCAUGA
Molecule: messenger RNA, 777 nt
Organism: Triticum turgidum subsp. durum (durum wheat)
Lineage: Eukaryota; Viridiplantae; Streptophyta; Magnoliopsida; Poales; Poaceae
Source: the annotation of a GenBank genome assembly